Messenger RNA from Armigeres subalbatus, 2467 nucleotides. RefSeq names its product kinesin heavy chain-like. The transcript has 4 exons. The record is from RefSeq and is a predicted model, not a curated record. NCBI's taxonomy places the organism in Eukaryota, Metazoa, Arthropoda, Insecta, Diptera, Culicidae. Bases 16 to 702 code for a protein of 228 amino acids.
AAAUCAAAUCCAAACAUGUUCUCAUUUCGACUCCUUCCCAAGUUUAAAGUUAAAGUACAAACAAUCGUUUUACCGAAUUCUAUCUUUUCUAUCCCUGUUCGCAAAAUUCCCCGCAGGCUUACAAACGAGCGACGAGAGCAGGCUCGUAAGGAUCUCAAGGGACUGGAAGAUACCGUCGCCAAGGAGCUACACACGCUGCAUGCCCUGCGGAAGCUCUUUGUACAGGAUCUGCAGUCCCGCAUCAAGAAGUCCAUCAACUCGGAGGAAACCGAGGAUGACGGUGGCUCGCUCGCCCAGAAGCAGAAGAUCUCCUUCCUCGAGAACAACCUGGAACAGCUGACCAAGGUGCACAAGCAGCUGGUGCGGGACAAUGCGGACCUGCGCUGCGAGCUGCCGAAGCUGGAGAAGCGGCUGCGGACGACGAUGGAGCGGGUGAAGGCGUUGGAGACGGCCCUGAAGGAGGCCAAGGAGGGUGCAAUGCGGGACCGCAAGCGCUACCAGUACGAGGUGGACCGCAUCAAGGAAGCCGUGCGCCAGAAGAAUCUGGCCCGGCGGGGACCGCAGGCGCAAAUCGCAAAACCGAUUCGUGCCGGACAGGGACACAUCAUGUUCAAGACGGUUACCUCCGGCGGUUCACCGGUGACACCGAAAGCGGUGACGGACGAGAAGAGGAAAUCCAUUGUGAAAGAAUCCGACAGUUGAAUCGACUAAGCGCAACACCAGCAUGCGCGGCUUAGCAAACGAACGCAAUUCUCAAAGAGAAAACAAGAAACUGCUACCGUUUAAGCGCUAAAUUUUCCACGCUGCAAUUAUUAAUAUAAAUUCUACAUAUGGAUAUGUAGCUACAACUACUACUACUACUAAAAUUACGGCAACACAGCUAGUGACGUGAACCUUCUCCCGCCCUUUACAAUGCUAGGUGUAAAAGACGGUGGUGGAGGAGGCGAAAGGAAGACGAUGAGGUACUAUUCUCUUAUUUCAGCGAAGCAAAAUUGUGCAUCAAAAAUUUUACCACUAUAGAGGCAACAAAAAUUUAUUAGGAUAACCAAUGAUGAACAUCAAAACUAUUUUUUUGUCCUAGAUGUUAAGCACCAAAUAUUGUAACGAAUAAAAUCCAAUUUAGAAAGAAUGACUCAACCAGACUUCAGAGAGUUUUGACUUGAACGAAACAAAAAAACAAAGAAUUUGGAAACUUAGCAGACACGAUACGUGGUGCGUUUCAUGGUUAAAAACAAUAGAUGAUUACAAACAAACAAAAUUUCUAAACUAACGCAGCAUGAGAAAUUUGGUGAAACAGCUCUAAUAUUACAAAGCGAAGCCAGCAAAAACACACAAAGCUAACAAAGCUGACGGGCAAUGUUUAAUCUCUUAACCUAACCGCUUAGAGGUCAGGCCGCUUUAAGGACCAGCUUGACAGUUUUUGUGCUAAAACGCUAUAAGCCAGCACCCGCAACAACAAUAACAAAAUAUGCUAUUUAUUAAAUUAUUGCUUAUUUUAAAUAAACAACAAAAACAUGAGAACGAAUAAAAAUUCUACCAAGAUUGAUAUAAAAACAAAACGACAAUGACUACAUAAUAUAGGAAGCAUCCACCAACGCACUCUCAUAUUCAGUAGACUACACAGCUCAGCGCAGUAGAUCGUCGGUCGCUCGAAUAGCAGCAAUUAUCAGCGAACAGGAAUUAUUCCUCUUUCGUUGCACGUUUUCGUUCCAUAUUCGAUUUGGGCUUGAAAUACUAGAAUAAGAGAUCAGUGAGUAUGCAGUAUUUGAUUAUUAUCCAAAUUAAAAAAAAAUGUAGAUCACUAGCCUUAUGCUAGUAUUUCAUGUUCGUACGUAUUUAGUUGGGGUUUGGGGAAAGCGAGUGAUUUUUUAUUAGUUGAAAUUUAUGUUUGCACGUGUAAUAAUCAUUUCAAGAUUCCGUUCCUUUAUAUAGAUAAAAUUAGAGAAGGAGAGUGAUCGGGAAGUCCAGAACACAGUCGGUUUAGGAGAAUAAAACCGUUUUCCCAAAGUUAUUUUAGGCAUCAGAAAAUUCAUCAUAAAUCGCUAUCCACGCUUUAUACACAUAAAUUAUAUAUUUUAUUCUUUUUUUGGUUUUGCAUCGCUAAUACAUGGAAGCAGUAGAUUAUUUUGGGUGGAAUACAAGACCGUACGCAAAAUUUGAAAUUAUAACAGAGCAGAUUGGACAUUUUUCGCGUCGUCAUCGUUGCAAUACUGUAUGGCUAAUAACAAUUCAGGAUUGAAAAAGAGUCAAGAGUCCUCUUUCUAUGGAGGUAGUGUUGCUGUGUUUCUUUGUGAUUAAAAAAAAAUAUGAUCAGAUACAGAACUCCUACCCGAGCGGAGUAGGCUUUUGAUGAUUUGAUCUGUAGGAUCUGCCGCGGAAACAUCUAAUAUAAAAAAAACGGAGAAAAAUAUAGAACAAACGCUGAAACAAAAAAAAACAAGAAAAAAAUAUUGUGCACCUGCUUGAA